Molecule: messenger RNA, 664 nt
Organism: Merops nubicus (carmine bee-eater)
Lineage: Eukaryota; Metazoa; Chordata; Aves; Coraciiformes; Meropidae
Product: ephrin type-A receptor 6-like
Exons: 1
Biological process (GO): cell surface receptor protein tyrosine kinase signaling pathway; protein phosphorylation; axon guidance
Cellular component (GO): membrane; neuron projection
Molecular function (GO): protein binding; transmembrane-ephrin receptor activity; ATP binding
Source: RefSeq, a predicted model, not a curated record
UGGGAUGCCAUAACUGAAAUGGAUGAACACAAUCGUCCCAUUCAUACUUACCAGGUAUGUAAUGUGAUGGAACCAAAUCAAAACAACUGGCUUCAGACGAACUGGAUCUCCCGUGAUGCUGCACAGAAAAUUUAUGUGGAAAUGAAGUUUACUCUGAGGGACUGCAACAGUAUUCCAUGGGUACUGGGAACCUGCAAGGAAACUUUCAAUCUCUACUAUCUGGAGUCAGAUGAAUCUCAUGGAAUAAAAUUCAAGCCAAACCAGUACACUAAAAUCGAUACUAUUGCAGCUGAUGAGAGCUUUACCCAGAUGGACUUAGGCGACCGUAUUCUUAAACUCAAUACAGAAGUUCGUGAGGUUGGACCAAUAAACAAGAAAGGAUUUUAUCUUGCUUUUCAGGACAUUGGAGCAUGCAUUGCUUUGGUCUCAGUCCGUGUUUAUUACAAAAAGUGCCCUUUCACGGUCCGCAAUUUGGCUGUGUUUCCUGAUACUAUUCCAAGAGUUGAUUCUUCCUCUUUGGUGGAAGUACGGGGCUCCUGUGUGAAGAGUGCUGAGGAAAGGGAUACUCCUAAAUUAUAUUGUGGAGCAGAUGGGGAUUGGCUUGUGCCUCUGGGACGGUGCAUCUGCAGUGUAGGUUAUGAAGAAGAGGAUGGCUCCUGCCAUG